GUUUGCCUAGAAGCCCUUCAUAGAUUCUGUCCGGUCUUUGAGCACCCGUUUCCAACUUCCAACAAGGGAUGGCCGAAGCUUCUCAGUCAGCUGAAAUUGAAACAAGUUGCGAUGUAUCAAUUACCAUACAAAACGGCCGCGCAAGCAAGGAGCAGAAAAUCCUCACGGUGUCUCCCCAACUACUUGAGGCGAUGGCGGAAAUUUCUCAGAUAGCUAAAACUGAAAAAAGUUGCCAUGUAUCAAUCCUUAUACAAAAUGACCACACAAGCAUAGAGCAGAAGCUGAGUUUGCCUUGGACAAUGCCAGAGCAGAAAAUCCUCAGAGUGCCUCACCAACUAUUCGAGUUUUUUAUGGAAACCUUAGAAGAAGAUUCUUUCUUCUACUUCGGUCUUAUCCGUACAAGCAUUGAGCAUGAUUUGGUUCUAGCUGAGAAUCAACUUCCCUUUUUUGUACCAUGUAAGUUGUUGGACAUAAUCCCAAGAACGUUCUUCCGGCGGUUGGAGGGUUCUACAGAUCCGAAAGGCCGGUUUAUCAGUCAGUUACUUAAAAGGUUUGAACAGAGAAUGCCAGGGCUCAGGGUUGACACAACCUAUGAUGACGAUUCCAUGAAAAAUGUUAAGCAUAUAGGAGACUUAUUACUCUCCAAUUGGUAUCCUUCAGAGAAUGCAAUCGAUGAACACCGUAAGCAGCCAAAAGAUGGAAAAUGGAAAUUCAUACGCUCCGCUACAGAACUAAGAGAGGCAGGAAUUGACUUCAAAAUGGUUGAGACACAAGGGAAUGAGAAAAGGUGCUUAUUUGAUAGCAAGUUUGAAAAAGGGAUACUAGAAAUGCCAAAAGUGACAAUUGAGGAUGACACGGAAAGUUUGUAUCGUAACCUCAUUGCCUGUGAACAGUUUAACGCUGCAUGUCCAGCAUUCGUAACUGAAUAUGUUGCACUCAUGGAUUCCCUAAUCAACUCAGGGAAGGAUGUGGAGUUACUUUGUAAGAGGGGGAUAAUUGAUAAUUGGUUAGGUGAUGAUGAAUCAGUUGCGGUAUUGUUCAACAGGCUCAGAGAUCAUACUAAUAUCUACAAAGAACAAUUCUUUUAUGCCCGGUUAUUUAAGAAUGUCAACAAGCAUUAUGAAACACCCUGGAAUAAGUGGAAGGCAAACUUAUGGCACAAGUAUUUCAACAAUCCGUGGGCCUUUAUCUCCUUUCUUGCUGCAACUUUGUUGAUUCUACUUACAGUGCUACAAACUAUAUUUACAAUCUUACCUCAUCAGUAUUGAAAUUUCAAAGUGCAAGUGACCCAAGAUGAAAUGGUAUGACCAAAAUGUGUGAGAAAUGAAAGUGUUACAUAGACUAGUGCUACAUUUGUUUUCUGUAAUUAGUGUAUUGUAUUGUCCUGUAUCUUGCUUUUUAAGGUAUGUUUUGUUGGGUUUCUUUAAGCUUGUAAGAUAUCGUAUUGUAAGUUAUCGUCUUGUAUUGAUUUGUACUGUAUUGUUAAGAGCACAGGUAAAUCCAUUACUAAACUACAUGACUAAUA
Rubroshorea leprosula is the source of this 1525-nucleotide messenger RNA. NCBI's taxonomy places the organism in Eukaryota, Viridiplantae, Streptophyta, Magnoliopsida, Malvales, Dipterocarpaceae. The record is from the annotation of a GenBank genome assembly.